This is a messenger RNA of Linum trigynum, 333 nucleotides long. The record is from the annotation of a GenBank genome assembly. NCBI's taxonomy places the organism in Eukaryota, Viridiplantae, Streptophyta, Magnoliopsida, Malpighiales, Linaceae.
AUGAGCUGGCUGCUCAUUGGAGUUGGAGAAUCAGUGCGUCGACAUCGGGAGACGGGAGGAGACUCGGCAGCCGGAGGAUUGCGAGAGGGGGGCGAGCAGGAUCGAGCACGAGCAGUGAGGUUGAGGGGUGUUGACGUCGCCGUGCUCGGGGCUCGGGCAGUGGAGCUGUGGAGGAGGCGUCGGAACUCGGAGGUCGAAAUCGGACGUUCCCUCUGCCGGCGCUGCCUUCUCGCGAUUUCGUCAGUCAGUGCGGCGCAUAGGUUUAGCUCGCAGCAGCCUCGCACCUCGCAGACGAAGACGACUCACGAGACGACGGUGGCGGUGCUGGGCUAG